AUGGAGCGGUGCGGGAGCUGGUCCGAGUCCGACGCCGCGGCGCAGGCGGCAGCGCAGAAGGCCGUGCCGGCGCCGUUCCUGACCAAGACGUACCAGCUCGUCGACGACCCCGCCACCGACCACAUCGUCUCCUGGGGCGACGACCGGGUCUCCACCUUCGUCGUCUGGCGCCCGCCGGAGUUCGCCCGCGACAUCCUCCCCAACUACUUCAAGCACAACAACUUCUCCUCCUUCGUCCGCCAGCUCAACACCUACGUAAGCGGGUUCCGCAAGGUCGUGCCGGAGCGGUGGGAGUUCGCCAACGAGUUCUUCCGCAAGGGGGAGAAGCAGCUGCUCUGCGAGAUCCACCGCCGGAAGACGUCCGGGUCCACCACGUCGUCGUCCCCGCCGCCCUUCUUCGCGCCCCCGCACUUCCCGCUGUUCCACCCGGGCGUUUCGGUCGCGCAUCACCACCAGCAGUUCGUGGGCGAGGACGGGGCAAUGGCGGCGCACGCUGGCAUGGGCGUCCCGUUCAUGCAGCCGCAUUGGCGCGACCAGGGCGCGCCUCGGCUGCUGGCGCUGGGCGGCCCCGCCGCGCCCUCGCCGGGGGCGGACGGCAACGGCCGCGCGUCCAGCGCGGCGGUGCUGAUGGACGAGAACGAGCGGCUGCGGCGCAGCAACACGGCGCUGCUGCAGGAGCUGUCCCACAUGCGCAAGCUCUACAACGACAUCAUCUACUUCGUGCAGAACCACGUGCGCCCCGUGGCGCCCAGCCCGGCUGCGGCCACGUUCCUCCAGGGCCUCGGCAAUGGCAUGCAGCCGCGCAAGAUGCCGCCGGCCAGCACCGGCGCCGGGAACGGGCUCAACACCUCCGGCGGGAGCACGACGUCCAGCAGCUCCCUGACCAUCGCCGACGAGCUCUCGCCUCCGCCCAACCACCUCUCCGCGGAGAAGAGCGGCGGAGAGGCCGGCAGCAGCAGCGCGGCUCUGUCGGCGCCCACGAAGCUGUUCGGCGUGCACCUCAGCGCCGCCCCGGUCGGCGCGGGGAGCAAGAGACCGCCUUCCCCCGAGGAGGAGCUGCCGUCCACGCCCCCUGCCACGAAGGCCCGGCUGGCGCUCGAGAACGACGACCUGAGCCUGUCCGUGGCGCCGCCGUCGCAGCCUUGCGCCGCCUCGUCUCCAGCUAGGAGUUAG
Messenger RNA from Triticum turgidum subsp. durum (durum wheat), 1173 nucleotides. The record is from the annotation of a GenBank genome assembly. Lineage: Eukaryota; Viridiplantae; Streptophyta; Magnoliopsida; Poales; Poaceae.